Molecule: messenger RNA, 1506 nt
Organism: Gryllus bimaculatus (two-spotted cricket)
Lineage: Eukaryota; Metazoa; Arthropoda; Insecta; Orthoptera; Gryllidae
Source: the annotation of a GenBank genome assembly
UGAUGUCCCGCUCCUCCCGCUCUGUGUUCGACCCAGAGAAUAUAUUCUGGUAUAUUCGUGCCUUGGUUCUUCCUGACUUGUGGCGGGACGGAUGUGAUCUAUUAUCUGCGGCCAACGGUCAAUACCCACGUGAGUGCAUCUCAGUGCAGAGUGGUGGUGGAGAGCAGAGCCUCCACGCGAAGCCGCAAAUUCCUUGGCGCCAGGCGUGCUCUGCUUAGAGUAUACAACUUAACGUGCACUGAUGACAAUUGGUUCAAGUAACUUGUUUGAGAAAGCUUAUACUUACGCGUGUAACUUAGCAAAAAAACAUUAAUAUCCAAGUAUUCAAGAUAGAACACCACCGGUAUUGGGAAGGAGGAAUAGGCAAGACACAAUUGACUUCUAGUGGUUGAUGUCCUCAUUUUUUCAAUUUGUCAUCACACGUGUAGUACACCAAAGAAGUUUGAAAGCAUUCUCAGUAACACAUUACAGUUCCCCUGACUUGUUUUGUACAAGAAGUUUCACUCUGUCAACCGCAAUAAUGGGAAGAGAAAGUGAUAUUAAUAUUGUUAAGAAUAGUAUUAAAAGUUAUCCUGAUUUUCCCAAGCCUGGUAUAUUAUUCAGAGACAUAUUCUCUCUCAUGAAGAAUCCAAAAGCAUUGGAAGCAUUGAAUAAAUUAAUUCUAGAAGAAGUAGAAAACAUGGUUCCAAAGCCUGAUGUAAUCAUAGGAUUGGAAUCCAGAGGGUUUCUCUUUGGACCUCUCAUAUCAUUACAGACCAGAAUACCAUUUGUUCCAAUAAGAAAGAAAGGUAAACUUCCUGGACAAGUCAACAAACAAACUUAUGAACUUGAGUAUGGCACAGACACUGUUGAAAUUCAGUCUGAUGCUAUUCAGAAAGGGCAAAAUAUACUCAUUGUAGAUGAUCUGCUAGCAACAGGGGGAACUCUGCAAGCAGCUUGCAAACUGGUGAGUCAACUUGGAGCACAUGUGAAGCAGUGCAUUGUUGUAAUGGAACUACUAGACCUUAAUGGACGAAGAUCUGUUGAUGCACCUAUACAUUCCAUUGUUCAGUAUUAAUUUACAACUCACAAUGUCAUCAGAUUGCCUCUAGGUAGAUUAUUUCAAACUGUAAUCCUGCAUUCCGCCUCAAAUUCAAUAAAAAGGUUUAUAUUCUUUACGUAAUGAUCUGUGAUAUUUAUACUCUAUUGUGAUUUUGGAAUACAAUUAUUACACUUUUGUUUGUAAUACAUCCAUGAAUUAUCUCUUUAAUAAAUUUGAUUUUUAAUCAUGUACUAUACAUUCUUGCUUAAGUGACUUGCUCUUUAAAAGUGUAAUAAACAUUUUUGACAAUAUUUUAUGUGAAAUUCUUUAUUGCACUUCAUUUAAUAAAGAUAAACUGUACAAUACUAUUUUCUCAAUUUACUUUCAAAGAUACUUUAUACACAAUUGAAAUUUUAAAUAUAUUAGAAUUGCUCAUCCCCUAACUUUUAUACUUGAUGCUAUUCAAUACUUGCUCUCUUAUAUCC